AUGGAAGAUCGUGUUUUCUCUUCGGUUCACUCCACAGUUUUCAAGGAAUCCGAAUCGUUGGAAGGAAAAUGUGAUAAAAUCGAAGGAUACGAUUUCAAUCAAGGAGUAAACUACCCAAAGCUUCUUCGAUCCAUGCUCACCACCGGAUUUCAAGCCUCGAAUCUCGGCGAAGCUAUUGAUGUCGUUAAUCAAAUGCUAGAUUGGAGACUGGCUGAUGAAACUGUAGUAGCUGAAGACUGUAGCGAAGAGGAGAAGAACCCGUCGUAUAGAGAGUCUGUGAGGUGUAAAAUCUUUCUGGGUUUCACUUCGAAUCUUGUUUCAUCUGGUGUUAGAGAUACAAUUCGAUAUCUUGUUCAGCAUCAUAUGGUUGAUGUUAUUGUCACGACAACUGGUGGUGUUGAGGAAGAUCUCAUCAAAUGUCUUGCACCUACAUAUAAAGGUGAUUUCUCUCUACCUGGAGCUUAUCUGCGCUCAAAGGGGUUGAAUAGAAUCGGGAACUUGUUGGUUCCAAAUGAUAACUACUGCAAGUUUGAGGAUUGGAUCAUUCCCAUUUUCGACGAGAUGUUGAAAGAACAGAAAGAAGAGAAUGUGUUGUGGACACCUUCUAAACUGUUAUCACGGUUGGGAAAAGAAAUCAACAACGAAAGUUCAUAUCUUUAUUGGGCUUACAAGAUGAAUAUUCCAGUAUUCUGCCCGGGGUUAACAGAUGGCUCUCUCGGCGAUAUGCUGUACUUCCACUCCUUUCGUACCUCUGGCCUCAUCAUCGAUGUGGUGCAAGAUAUUAGAGCUAUGAACAGCGAAGCUGUCCAUGCAACUCCAAGAAAGACAGGGAUGAUAAUCCUUGGAGGGGGCUUGCCAAAGCACCACAUAUGUAAUGCCAACAUGAUGCGUAACGGUGCGGAUUAUGCUGUAUUCAUAAACACUGGACAAGAAUUUGAUGGGAGCGACUCGGGUGCGCGCCCUGAUGAAGCAGUGUCUUGGGGUAAAAUAAGGGGAUCUGCUAAAACCGUCAAGGUAUAUUGUGAUGCUACCAUAGCCUUCCCUUUGUUGGUUGCGGAAACAUUUGCCUCAAAGAGAGACCAAACCUGUGAGCCUAAGAUCUAA
Molecule: messenger RNA, 1104 nt
Organism: Arabis nemorensis
Lineage: Eukaryota; Viridiplantae; Streptophyta; Magnoliopsida; Brassicales; Brassicaceae
Source: the annotation of a GenBank genome assembly